This is a messenger RNA of Patiria miniata (bat star), 2202 nucleotides long. It is a transcript of the gene tchp, whose product is annotated as trichoplein keratin filament-binding protein-like. Lineage: Eukaryota; Metazoa; Echinodermata; Asteroidea; Valvatida; Asterinidae. Gene Ontology annotation, cellular component: keratin filament. The record is from RefSeq and is a predicted model, not a curated record. Gene Ontology annotation, biological process: apoptotic process. Bases 185 to 1699 code for a protein of 504 amino acids. The transcript is spliced from 11 exons.
UAUCUUCCGGGUCGCUGUUGGCAGGGAUAGUUUGACGUUUGAAAUCUGCUGUGGGUUUGUUUUCCCACUUUGUUCUGCUGUUAAUUGGUCAUAUUGAUUGAAAUUUAAGUUGUUGCGGUCCCAGUCUUGGUGAAGUUCAACUCUUUUCCUGGAAGUAAAGCCGCAGAAUCAGAUUUUUUCAAGAAUGGCCUUGCCCACAAUGCCUGCCUAUUGGACGGCCCGGUACAAGAACAUCCAGGAGCGGGCGAUGGUCCAGAGGCGCACCCACGAGGCCGACUUCCGGCAGCAGUGGGGCAACAACGCCCAGUACUUCAAGAACUCUGACGUCAAGACCACUAAGCAAAGAGCCUGGACUUCCGAUCAGUCAUUCCAUCACAGUAUGGAUGCUUACAAGAAACGCGAUGAGGGUGAGCUACUAGCGUUACGACUGAGCAGUCGCAGGCACAAACUCAAGCAACUAUUGGACGAGGAGAGGGAGCGAUACGCAGCGGAGCUGAAGGGACUUUCCCCGGGUAACUACGAGCGGCUCAAAGAAAUGAAGGAACGCACUGAUGAUCUGAAAACCAAGAAGGAGACCAGCAGAAAACAGAUUGCUGACGAGCGGAUGUAUGACCAUUGGCGACAAAACAACCCAGAUCUGCGGAAGAUUGAGUCUGAUAUGCACAAGAAACACGUGAUCCAGGGCUGGGGCGAGCAGGUAGAUUCCCAGAGGGAGCAGAUGGAGUCAGCUCGCCGGGAAGAGCACUUGGAACACAGGCAGAUGGAACGAGACAGGCAGGCUGCCCUGGAAAAGGAACGGCAUGUCCAGGAAGCCAAGCUGAGGGAGGAGAAGCAGCUGGCAGGACAGCUGAAGGAGCAGAUGAAUGAAUUGAGACAGAGGGAGGCGGAGGCUGCACGGUUGAAGCAAGAGCAGGACCAUCUCUUACAGCGCCAGUGGGAGCUGGACAAGCUAGACGAGGAACGGCAGGCCAUGGAAGAACAACGCAAGAAAUCCCAGACGGCUCAGGCACUGACCAGACAGCACAAGGUUCAGCUCAGACGCAGGGCUAAGGAGGUCCAAGAAGCACUGGAACUUGAUAUGAAGAUCCUGGCAGCGUUGGUUGAGAAAGCUGGGGAAGAGCAGCAGAUCCAGACAACCAGAAGGGAGAAAGCGAAGGCCGACGCUGCCUGGAUGAAGCAGGUGGUGGAGGAACAACUGAAACUGGAGAAGGCUCGGGAGGCUGAACUGGACAUGCUCUACAAGGACGAAGCUGCCAGGGAAUGGCAAAAGAGAGAAAAUGAAUGGGAGCGAGAACGCCUGGCUAGGGAAAGACUUAUGCAUGAGGUGUUACAGGGUCAGCAGGCGCAGAUUGACGCCCGCAUGGAAGAGAACCGACUACGUCAGGAGCAAUCCUUACAGCAGAGGGAAGAGCUGGUCCGUGAGAUGGAGCUGGUUCAACAGAUGACGCAGCGGGAAAAGGCAGAGGAGGAACGACGGAAAGCAGAGACUAAGAGGGAAAUUGAGGCGCAGUUGACGGAGCGACAGCAUCACAAGGAAGCAGCCCGGGACUUCCAAUUUAAGGAGGUUGAGGCAGAGAGACAAGCUGAGCGAGACUACGAGGAGAUGCUACGACAAGAGGCAUCUCGGAUGUCACUCCAUGACUACCAGCCUAAGUCGUUCCCGAGGAAAGGACCAGGACCAAGAUCAGCAUGGGACUGAGCAGUAACUUUUAUCUUUGCAAUAUAUUGUAUAUCAUCUACUUACUUGUAUGAAAUCGUGCACAUCUAUACGAUGCAGGAUCUGCAAAAUUGCGUAACAGGAGUGUUUAUGGUGCUUGAUGACCUUUGAACACCAAGUUAAUCUAAAUUGAAGAAAACUGAAUUUUGUGACCGCCAUAAGCAGCACAUAUUUAUUUACUUGGACAGGUUUAUUGCUGCAAAUUAGGCUACUGUAAGAAUUUACCCCUGUACUUAGUUUUGUGUUGAUCUUGCACUUUUCGCAGUCCAGGAAAUGGGGCCAUUCAGUAUUGGAAAGAUUCUCAAGUCUUGAGAUUAAUUCUAUCCAAAACAUCUGGAACUUAAUAGCUCCUGUUGCUGGGCGUGAAAUUUAAUUCUAAUGAUUGGUUGAAUUUGUGUGUAUAUAUCAGUGUGGUUUGUAUAUAUUGAUUUUUUCUGUCUCUAAAUACAUGUACAUUGUAUAUCAAAAGAUCCUACGGUGUCUGA